AAGUGUUCCUGUGAUUUGAGUGUCUUCCGCCAUUUCCGUCUCGUCUCUGUGCAGCCGGUACCGUCUGUCACUCCAAAACCCAAACCGUGUGUGUGUGUGUGUGGACUACAAAAUACACUAAUAACGUUAAACACAGCCGUGUAGGUUUGUCCAGCACAGAAGCUUAUAUCUGCACUGGAUCAAGAUUGUGGCAUUUCAAAUGCUGAGCCAUGGAUGACGAGGACAGCCAGGAUGAGCUGAUCAACAAAAACAUCUCCCAUGGAAAAGGCAAAAGGCCCACCGCAACUAUUCUUUCUGAUGAAGAGGAAGAUGGUGACGACUCGCAUGAGGACGGUACAGACAGUGAGGAGGAUGAUGAUUCCCAGGACGAAGGUGGCGAGGAAGAGGACGAGGAAGAUGAGAGUGAUCAUGAAGAUGGUGAAAAGGAGCUGGAUGGAGCAGUAGGGACAGAAGUGACUGAUCUUGGACUGAGUUCAGAUGAGGAUGCUGAGAAAUGCCCUAUCUGCCUCAACACCUUCCAUGAGCAGCCGGUAGCUACGCCCCAGAACUGUGAGCACUACUUCUGUCUCGACUGCAUUCUGGAGUGGGCCAAGAAUGCCAACUCUUGUCCCAUUGACCGCAUAGUCUUCAGUAACAUCCUACUGAGAAAAUGCUAUGGAGGAAAAGUCCGGGAGACGAUUACAGUUCAGAGGCCAGUAACACGUGAACAAGAGGAGCAGGUGAAUGUGGAUCUGGAGCAGACCAGCUGUGAGGUGUGUGGAGGGACAGACCGAGAAGAUCGCCUGCUGCUCUGUGACGGCUGUGAUGCCGGGUACCAUAUGGAGUGUUUAACACCUCCCUUGGAUGCUGUGCCGGUUGAGGAGUGGUUUUGCCCAGAAUGUGCACCAAACAACCGCAACAGAAGAGCUGAGCAGUUAAGUGAGGAGGAGGAGGAGAGCAGGGUUCUUCCUACCACCAGCCGCUCUCAGCCAGCAGGGUCCAGACCCACGCGUGCCAUCGCACGGACACAACACAGCGAGAGGGUCCGAGCCAAUGUCAACAGACACCGUAUAACACAGGCACGCACUGCUGCACAGCUUGCACCUCAGUACCUGAUGCGGUCCACCUGGCUGGAUGAGACCAUUAAUUCUGUAGUUGCUGGACUUAACACAGCUGUCUACGUGAGGGACUUCACUCCCCGGCCAAGAGUUCGCAGGAGACGCAAGCGAGCACCAAGAAAGAAAACCACUAAAGAAGGGAAAGACAUUAAGGGUAAAACCUCAACCACAAAGGUGAAAAGGCGGAAGCGUAAAGUGUGGAGAAGGAAAUUAAGAAAAAAGGCGAUGGUAAAAAAGAAGACAACUCAGGGCCGCAUUGCACAGAAUCUGGGCCUGAAGAAACCCAGCCGCAGCUCUUCUAUCCCCUCUGUGUACCGCCCGUGUGAGCAAACACUGGGCAGCAUGAGAGCAGACAUUGGGGCAGCUUCCCUCUCCAUUUACGGAGACCCCUUUGAUCUCGAUCCCUUCAAUAAUGGGGAUGAGGAGCUGGACCAGGCUUCAGUUCAGCCCUCUUUGUUGGAGGCUAAACGGCGGGGUUUGUCCCACUCUGCUCUGCGCUCACACCAGCCUGUGGCCAGACCUAUACUUGCUGGUUUGUCCAGUCGAGGGCACAGUAUCCCUCUGGUGGAGGAGGUAGCAGAGGCUGCACCAGUCCCAGACUUGCUGGGAAGUAUCCUCAGUGGCCAAAGCUUGCUGCUGAUGGACAGCUCUGAUGUGGUUAUCAAUAGAGAUGGCUCUCUUAAAGCCCCCAAGCCUGCCUGUUUGUCAUCUCCAAGUAGCAGCCUCUCGGGAAGCUCUUCUUUAGAAAGGACACCUUCCACAGGAGCAGCAGACAUUCAUGGCAGCAGAGAGCCUGCACCUUCCUCCAGCCCUUUAACAAACUCAUCACAAAGCUCUUUCCGGCCCACUCCUGCCCCAGUAACGCGUUCGCCAUCCUGCCCAUCUGCUUCCCACGCACCGGCAUCUGUUCUUGAACACCCACGCUUAUCUAUGCCUCUUCCACGCAGGCCAACUCCCACAAACUCGAAUGGAACUGGACACAAUCAGCGGGGCACCUGCAGCAUCAGAGGCCAACCCCCAGCAAGGGUUACAAACGGAGCUCCUGAAUCUCAUCUUGGUGAGAGGCGAAGUACCGCAAACGUCCCUGCAAAAAAGCCUCCCCCCAAACCAGUAUGGGUGGAUGUGUCUGUGUUGCCAAGAAUACCAAAGAUUAAAAGAGAAAACAGUUCUGUGGUACACGGUAGUACUGGGAGCAAUAGCAACAACUUACCAGAAUCUUCCAUGACUAGUUUAGCAGGUGACAAAGGCCGGCAGAGUUCAGUUGACCAGCAGGGAGCACGUGAAAGCAGGCAGGGUAGGCCGAUAGAUGGCCAGAGGCAGAGACUGGACAGAGCUGUGCCUUCGUCUUCUUUUUCUAACUCGUUCUCUACUCCAUCAACUUCUGCUAGUGUACCAUCAAAUUCACAGCCGUCCUCUUCUACUGCUAUUAGUUUUCGGAUUAGCAGCAGUGGAAACCCAUGGCACGCUCGGCGGCUUUCAGCACCUGAUCAAGCCCUGCCUGCAAAAGAUAAGGCACCUGUGAAGAGAAACCAGAAAGACAAGCAGCAGAUGUUGUUGUCCUCUUAUUCCCAGGCUAAAAAAACCUCUGUGGAGAGUGAGGUCUAUGAUCCCUUUAAUCCCACAGGAUCUGACGCCUCAGACUCUGAAGAUGAGAAUGAGGAUGACAAGGCUGAAAUAAAUCUACCAAGCUCUCCAGCCACGGUACAAACUGUGGGGCAAAACGAAGAUGCCGAACUUCAAAUUAAAACCGAGUCCAUGGACUUGGAUUUGCCUGCGGACAAUGAGAUGUCUGGAAUGAAAGUGCAGGUUAAAAAGGAGCCAACCUCUCCCAAGGAUGACUCAUGGUCAUCACCUUCUCAUCAUCCAGCCACCCUGUUUGCAGCUCAGUCUCAGAGUCUUGCCGCUCUUGUGGCAUACAGUGGAAGCCCUGUGGUCUCUGAUGCCGAGGACAGUGGAAAUUCUGAAGGUCACUUAGUGAAAUCUCCGGAUCAUUCCAGAUCUAGCUCACUCUCCAGUCACCACAGUGAAGAGAAGGUCAAGAUAGAGAUAAAAUCUGAACCAGAUCUUGAACCAUCUCCUGUGAUAGACACAUCUCUAGUUGUGUCUCAGGUAACCAAAGGGAAUGGGAUAAUACAAGAACUGUCAUCCGUAUCAGGAAGUUCUGAAGCAAAUCACAAGAGCAAAGAGAAAGAAAUAAGAUCACCAUGUGCCAGUUCAGGAGAGGAGAGGCGAUCAUGGUGUGCUUCCAACAGUCCUCCUUUCAAAGCCUCUGAACAGUCUGAUAAACAGAAGAAACCCUCACGGUCCGAAGACAGAAGGCGGUCGCGUUCUAGAUCUCCACGCCGCAGGCGAUCUCGCUCAAGAUCCAGAGAGCGAAGCCACCUACGAGACAGGAGGCGCUCAACUCGCUCCAGCAGCAGCGAAAGCUCAAGGAAGAGAAGAAGGAAGCACGAGAACCGUGACCGCUAUGACAGCAGGGAGAAAGAGGUGCAGAAAAGGUCCAAGAAGAAAAGAUACUCUCACUCGCGGUCAAGAUCUCGAUCCAGAUCCAGAUCAAGGUCAAAGUCCAGAGAGAGGAGAAGAGAACGAACAUUUUCACAUAGGUCUUCCUCAAGAUCAAGGGACAGUAAUGAAACAAGAUCAAAAAGGAAAAGGUCUAGAUCAGCUUCCAGAGACCCAAGACGGAGAGAGAAUGUUUCAGAAGGCCCUCGCCGCAGAGAACGGCACAGCGACAAAAGUUCUUCUGCUGAGGAAAAGGAGCCUACUCACAGUAUAGAGAGAAAUGCAGUUUUAAUGAAGAAGGAGUCACAGACAGGACAAAAUGAAUGUGACACUACACUUUCAGCUGUUUCAACUGAAAAGGAGACUGAUUCGAGUAAUCAAGAGAAUUCGCAAUUAAUUGAAGAGACUUCAAAACAACUUUCAGAGGAUGUUCUUUCGAUUAGUCUGUCACACAAAUCGCAUGAAUCUAAGCCUAUUGAAAUCAAAGAAGAAAAAGACUCCUCACUUAGUAAAAAUAAAGAGUCCCAGCUCCUAAAAGAUCAACUGCCAAAACAGCUCAAAGUAGAGCAGAUUUGGCCUAAUGAUGAUGAUGAUGAUGAGGACUCCUGCAGUGAUGAUGAUGUUCUUGUGAUUAAUUUAUCUUCACCUGGCCCUACUCCCACAGAUUGUGAAAAGAUGACUGAUUCUGAUUCAACAAGCCUGUCUGUGGUCCCAAAGGAGGAGAUGGAGGUAGAACCUCUGCAAGCAUCAUGUCCAGUAAAACAAGAACCAGUGGACUCUUCAGAUGAAGAGAUCAAUGUGGAUUAUUUGAUUGACAACUUGGACUUCAUUAAGAAGGAGAUGAAGGAUGAGCCAGUAACUAAUGCUGCAGGUGCUGUGGAGCCCCAGGCUGAUAUGGGCAAGGAGUCAGCAAUGGUCAAACAGGAGAUGGAGUCAGUGUUAGUAAUGGCAGGCACCAAAGCCAAAUCACAGGGUAAACGAGUCACUUGGAAUAUACAAGAGCCGGUGGUGUCCCAGCCAGACAAAAUGAGCAAACUUGCACUAUUCAAAUUGAAAUUGAAGCAGGAAGGGUCUCGUAAGGCUGCGUCGUCCUCCUCUACGCAGAUCACUGGCCAGGUGGCAGCCGCUGUCCAGGGCGGGUCCAAAUCAGCAGCCAUGAGCAUCAGUUCUCCGGCACUGGAAGGGAGGUCAAAUGCCGGCCAGGAGAAAUCCAAAUCCCACAAAGAGGAGUUGUUGCAGAAUCCUGAUCAGAAAGACAAGUACAUGAAGAAGCUUCAUAUGCAGGAACGGGCCAUAGAAGAGGUGAAACUGGCCAUCAAACCCUUUUAUCAGAAAAGGGACAUAACAAAAGAGGAAUACAAAGAGAUCUUACGGAAGGCUGUUCAGAAGGUUUGUCACAGUAAGAGUGGUGAAAUUAAUCCAGUGAAAGUAGCCAACCUGGUAAAGGCAUAUGUGGAUAAGUACAAACACGCCAGGAAACAUCGUAAAGCAGAGGAGAAGCAGAGUGCUGAAGGCCCCAAAGAUUCUGAGACUCCUGAUUGAUAAAGACUGUGUAGCUCCUAAUCAGUAAACUUAAUGCACACCCUUCUAUUAGUCCAACUUCUCUGAAGUAAUGUGACCCUAAAAGGGCUGCACAGUUGAAUAAUAAAUGUAGUUCAUUGUAUGCUUUGUGCAGAGGUUCUCACCUCUGUGAAGCUACGUGAGAAAAUAAUUAGUGAUCUGGGUUGAACAAAACUAUUUUACAGUAUGGAUGUGUACCAGUAGUAUGGUAAGCCCUCUAGCAUAUUUGUACACUAUUGUUAAAGAUGGUAUAGUUAUUUUUUUUAAUCUUGUUAAAAGUUGACGGGAUCUGUUUUGAAAUAUUUGAUACUUGUUAGCAAGCAAAAUUUGAAAUUUCACCACUGAGGCUGCUCCUUUUUCAUAUAUUUGGUUGCCCGUAUUGUGGCAUAUUGUACUGCUGUCAUAAAAACUUUGAGAACUGGAGAAAUGGACCUUUUCAGAUUAAAGGUUGUUCAGUAUAACAGUAUUUAGAAAUUGAUAGUAUAUAUGUACAUUUAGCACACUGGGCGUGCUAUAGAUUUAAAGCUGAUAAUUUACAUACCAGUUUUGUCAGAAAUAACUUUCAGUAGGUGUGGUUGUACAGGAUGCCUCAUAUGGCCAAACUAGCUUCAGGGUGACUGUGUGACAUGGUAUUUCCUGAUCACAGAGGAUAAAUCUAGGCCUGCCUAGAUUUCCACUGUGAAAUGUCUGCAGAGAAACGUUUAUGAAAUAUUAUCACUGGAAAAGAGACUUAUUAUGCAGUACUAUCAACUUCAGUUCAAAGAAGCUAAGCUCCAGUGUCCAGCCUUUCCCAGCAGCUGUUUUUAGACUCAUCUCACCAUCCCAAUGAAUCUUUAUUUGUCUUUAAUUUUAACAGAUUCUUUUACAGAAAAUAUACAGAAGACCUUAUAUACAUUGUUGAAGAAUAUGAAUAUUGAUUCAACAGAAAUUUAAGUUGAACUGAAAAAAGUUUAUUUGUUUUUUGUUUCUAUAAUUAAGCCAUAUUGAAAAUCUUUAACAACCAGUAUGAAAAUGCUGUAUUUAGAUUAACUGGAUAUAAAUCAUCUUCAUUAAUUGUUUCCCCCUCAUUGUUUCUGUUGAAUAUUGCCUGAGAGUUGAUUUGCCAAUUAUGUAUUUAUGUUUUUGUACAGAGAUUUUAAGUAUAGGAGAACACAGAGAAUGGUGCUGCAGUGCAUCAUAGGAAUAAACCUUCAUGAACAUUAUUCCUAUAAACCAAGUGACAGAUUUGUCUUCAGGACAGGGGGAGGAUCUUUUGAACAAGGUGCUUUUGUUAUUCUUUUCUUUGUGUUAAUUUACUUUUAGCAUCAGUAAUUUGGAGUUGGUGAAAAUGAUGAAUUCAUAUUAUUUUACCCCCCUCCACCAAGUCAUGUUUGGUAACUCUGCAUUUAAAGACAGAAUCAGUGUCAUAGGCCUGUAGAAGCAGGAAAUAAUGUUUUUAUAGUUGCUGAAGGCUGAUUGUUGAUAAUCCCCCUUGAAUGAAAUGUGCUGCCUUAUUACUGAAUUAUACUUGAUUCUCAUUGUGAAACAGAGAAUCUCUUCUGAUGAUUUGUAAAUACCUUUCUUUAAGUUUAUUUAAUAAAAGUGAAAACAAAUGUUCCUUGAUUUUCGCACGCCUACAUGUGCAUUGUAAUGAGAUUCUCAAGGCGUAUUUGAUAGUACAGUGUGUAAACUUGUUUAUUGUCCAUAUGACAAAAUAUAAUAGGAAGAAUCUUUUUAAGUAAAAGAUAAGAAAGUUUUACAAAGUCAGAGCAAGGAGAAUCCUUCACAAAAAGAUAAACAGUAAACAAGGUUGUCAUUGACAGCAAAAGGGAGUAAAGCAUCAAUAGUUUCUUUAAAAAAAAAAAAAAAAAGAA
This is a messenger RNA of Ictalurus punctatus (channel catfish), 7012 nucleotides long. RefSeq names its product PHD and ring finger domains 1 (gene phrf1). The record is from RefSeq and is a predicted model, not a curated record. The transcript has 18 exons. The coding region runs from base 210 to 5141 and encodes 1643 amino acids. Lineage: Eukaryota; Metazoa; Chordata; Actinopteri; Siluriformes; Ictaluridae.